AUGGAGGCUGAUAUCAGAGCCGUACUACCGAAUGUAGACCCUGUUGUCUCGGAGUAUUCGGCCGGAUACCUGAGGCACGCAUCCACCACUUGGACCGACGAGGAGGAGGCGACAGGCCUGUCCCCCCUUGCCGAAGCCGCCGCUGCCAUCACGGAGCUGCUGAUCUCAGCUUCCGGCAACGCAACCGGCUCUGAGCUGACCAAAGUCCAGCAGCUUGUUGCGAAAUGGGUAGAGAAGUACGAGGUUGCGAACAGUGAGAAUGGAGAGCGCAGGGGUCCCUCUGCUGUCAAGCGUCUCGACCAGGCCAUCCAGGUCGGGUCCCAGCGCAACAUGUCUUCGACUCUCGCAGUGUCGACGGGCAGCAUAGACCUCGAGUCGGCCAACCAGCGCAAGGUCGAGUCCAAGGUGGACCGGAAAAAGCUUGAGAAGGCCGAGCGUAAGAUCGCCGCCAAACAGAGCAAGAAGCAGUUCAAAUUCGUGGAGUACGAGGCGUCCAAGCUCCUCGACCAGCCCGAGGAUGCCCAGUCGUACGAAGAGUUCUACAUGGCUGUCAACCCGCUGCAGCUCGGCUCGGGUGGUCAGAACAAGUCCAAGGACAUCAAGAUGGAGAAUGCCGAUGUAUCCAUUGGUGGACAGAGGAUCCUCACGGACACCAACUUGACCCUUGCGUAUGGCCAUCGCUAUGGUCUUGUUGGUAACAACGGUGUGGGUAAAUCUACGCUCUUGAGAGCGUUGUCCCGAAGAGAGUUGCCUAUCCCUACGCACAUCUCGAUUCUUCACGUCGAACAAGAGCUUACCGGAGACGACACUUCCGCAUUGCAGGCCGUCUUGGAUGCAGACGUUUGGCGGAAGGUUCUACUCAGGGAGCAAGGAGAAAUUACCGAGAAGCUGGCUGCUAUCGAAUCACAGAGAGCGUCAAUGGCUGACACCUCGACUGACGCGGCUAAGUUAGACCUUGAGCGUGAGGCUCUGGACCAGAAGCUUGGAGACAUCCAGGGCAAGCUAGCAGAGAUGGAAUCAGACAAGGCUGAGUCCAGAGCUGCCAGCAUUCUUGCUGGUCUCGGUUUCUCGGCAGAACGCCAACAGUUUGCCACCAAAACCUUCUCCGGUGGUUGGCGUAUGCGUCUUGCUCUUGCCAGAGCCUUGUUCUGCGAGCCCGAUUUGUUGCUACUGGACGAACCGUCGAACAUGUUGGACGUUCCGUCCAUCACUUUCCUUUCCAACUACCUGCAGUCAUACCCGAGCACUGUCCUUGUGGUCAGUCACGACAGAGCCUUCCUCAACGAGGUUGCGACCGAUAUCAUUCAUCAACACUCAGAACGACUCGACUACUACAGAGGUGCCAACUUCGAGUCCUUCUACAACACCAAAGAAGAACGCAAGAAGGUGUACCAGCGAGAGUACGAGAACAACGUGGCCCAGCGUGCCCACUUGCAGGCUUUCAUCGACAAGUUUCGAUACAAUGCCGGCAAGGCUGCUGAAGCUCAGUCACGUAUCAAGAAGCUGGAGCGUAUGCCUAUUCUCGCAGCACCAGAGACGGAAUACAGUGUCAAGUUCAAGUUCCCAGAUGUGGAGAAGCUUUCGCCUCCUAUCGUCCAGAUGACAGGUGUCACAUUUGGCUACACCCCGGAUAAUAUUCUCCUUAAGAACGUUGAUCUCGAUGUUCAGCUAGACUCUCGUAUCGGUAUCGUCGGUCCCAACGGUGCUGGUAAGACUACGAUCUUGAAGCUCCUCAUCGGCAAGUUGUCCGCUACUCAAGGUCUGAUCUCUCAACAUUCGCGCUUGCGUAUCGGUUUCUUUGCUCAGCAUCACGUUGAUGCUCUGGAUCUUACCAUGAGUGCGGUCAGCUUCAUGGCCAAGACUUAUCCCGGCCGCAAUGAUGAGGAGUAUCGUCGCCAGCUCGGUGCCUUCGGUAUCACUGGUACCACUGGUCUGCAGAAGAUGGAGGUCCUGUCUGGAGGUCAGAAGUCUCGUGUGGCAUUCGCUUGCUUGGCCCUCACGAACCCGCACAUCCUGGUUCUUGACGAGCCUUCCAACCAUCUGGAUAUCGAGGCAAUGGAUGCACUGUCAGAGGCUCUACAGGCGUUCCAGGGCGGUGUGCUGAUGGUUUCCCACGACGUCACCAUGCUGCAGACGGUCUGUACGAGCUUGUGGGUCUGUGAGAACGGAACGGUAUGGAAGUUCCCAGGAGACGUGCAGCAGUACAAGAAGAGAAUCGCCGCGCAGGCUGAUGCCGCUGGUGUUGUUAAGGCUCACUAG
Neoarthrinium moseri is the source of this 2259-nucleotide messenger RNA. RefSeq lists its product as uncharacterized. Lineage: Eukaryota; Fungi; Ascomycota; Sordariomycetes; Amphisphaeriales; Apiosporaceae. The transcript is spliced from 3 exons. The record is from RefSeq and is a predicted model, not a curated record. Gene Ontology annotation, molecular function: ATP hydrolysis activity; ATP binding. The coding region runs from base 1 to 2259 and encodes 752 amino acids.